Klebsormidium nitens is the source of this 1959-nucleotide messenger RNA. The record is from the annotation of a GenBank genome assembly. Lineage: Eukaryota; Viridiplantae; Streptophyta; Klebsormidiophyceae; Klebsormidiales; Klebsormidiaceae.
AUGAAUCCAAUGACGGCGUCCCGUGACGAGAAAGGACCCUCCGACAUCGUUCUCGUUGCAUUGACCACCCCUGCGGCCUCGGCGAGCCUGCACGAGAACCUGAAGGCCGGUCAAGCCGUCAGGAGUUGUGCGGCGGUCCACUUCGAGGGUCCGGCUCCCGUCUUCGGCGACAUUAGGAGCGUCCCGGCUGCCAUCCCGCCCCUACCAAAUGCUGGUGGCGUGCGAGGAGGCCGGCCCUCCUUCGCGGCCAAGCAGGGGGGAACCGACUUCAAGUUCGAUUACGGGCUCGCCUUCAGCCUGCGGCCUGCCGGAGCUUUUGCUCGGGGCGGUUUCGGCUCGACGUGCCUUGGGCGCACCUGUGGCGGAAAGGGGGCGGUCUACGCCCGAGGGAGCGAGCCCUUUAUCUGGGAGAGGAAACGAAAUCGAGGCGGGGCCCUGGUUUGCCGAGGCGGAGGGGGGCACCUCAUGUGCUUGCGGUGCGUGGAGGCCGAGUAUGAAGCUGGGCGCCCCUUUGUCUCGAGCGCGAGCGGGUGCCCCAUUCCUCAGCACGAGCUCUUUACUAAGUAUGAAGCCCUCCCCGAUUCGAAGGAGCUUCGAGCGGUACGGCCAGGGGAGGACGCAAGCGAGGGCGGCCAUCAGUUCUUCGUUCAAAGACGAGAUCUCGACCCAUGUCCGCACUGUCGCAGCAAGCCCAAGGGGGCUGCCCCAGCAAGGCGUGGUGUCAAGCGAGCGCUUGAAGAAGGACCAAGCCCACGAGAACUCGGCACGGUGGCGGUUCUCUCAGAGAUGAGCCGAAGCAAGAUCCCACCGAUGGCUGUCGCCCCAGGCCUUUUCCUUGUGCCUCUACUCGAUGACUCCAGUGGGCGCCUUCUGGACAUCUCAACGACGGAUCAGGGCCUCGUCAAUGUCCCUCGACUUGUCAAGGUUGACCAUAUGGGCAGCUUUCGGUGCUUGUGCGGACAGAGGGCGUGCCGGGACCACGACAUGGCGUUUCUUGAGGAAACUCGGCUCAUGGGCGGUUGGUGGCAGGGCGGAGACCCCAUUUUCAAAGCCUUUGACGAAAGCCGCCCUUUCGUGCGGGAGAUGACGAGCGGCGUGCCUUGGGUUUUGCCACUUGACCAUCGGGGACGGUGCUUGGGGGGGGUGUUGCAUGGGCUAGACGCGGAGGCGUGGAGAGGCGGGCCGCAGCUGCGGGUCUUUGUUGGGAGUGACCCUGGAGAGGAGCCCGUGGUCUGCGUGCUUGGAGGGGAGACUGCACACUGCAGCGGCGUCGACUGCUCGGGUUCGGAACGCUGCCGGCACCUUCUAAGGGUGCUCUCGAAGCAAACCUUGCCCCUGACAGAGCGCGCAAUCGACAGUGGGUGCAAUUUAAGCGAGGCAACGCGGGUUUAUGCUGAGAGACGCGCCGAGAGAAUCGCGCAACGGGAAGCGGGGGCGAGGAUGCUCUUGGUCUGCAACGACCCCGUGUGCCGUCCGCCGGACUCGAAAGUCGAGUGCACCCAUCAAAAGACUCUCGAGCCCUGGGAGUGUCUCUCGGCGGCGGCCCUCGACACGGGGCACGGCCACAAGAGGGUCGACACUGUCAUGAGCCGGGGCGGAGCAAGUGUGACUUGCCUCUGUGAGCGUUGGGGCGAGGAGGGCGUGCGGCGGCGGGACAAGGCCAAGCACUUUUGCGCCCCACGGCCCGCCGAGGCGCUCGCGCCCUACGGCCGGCCAUGGCAGAUGGAGAGCAGAAAGGCGGCGCUGACGACCGCUGGAGCGCGCUACGAGGUCACUACCUAUUGGAGGGUAUGCCGCAUCGCUCCGGGGAGGGAGGCGGCGUGCUGCUCGGUAAUGUACGACGGUCAGGCCGGAGAGAUUACGGAUCCGGUCUUGCGCCGAGCAUCCAUUGUGGUCAAACAACCCAAAACGGUGUAUCGCCUUCCAAUACAAUCAUCGCAAACUGCGGCAGAAGAAUGA